Pyricularia oryzae 70-15 is the source of this 600-nucleotide messenger RNA. RefSeq lists its product as uncharacterized. Lineage: Eukaryota; Fungi; Ascomycota; Sordariomycetes; Magnaporthales; Pyriculariaceae. Bases 1 to 600 code for a protein of 199 amino acids. The transcript is spliced from 3 exons. The record is from RefSeq and is a predicted model, not a curated record.
AUGCAGUACUUUACCGUUCUCGCAGCCCUGUUCGCAGGCGCUAUGGCAUCCCCGAUGGCUCUCGACUCGCCCAUCGCCGGCUACCGCAUCGAGACCCUGCAGUGGUCGAUCCAGAUGGGCCCCGGCCACUUUGAAGUCCUGAACGGCACGAUCCAGGAGGUCAUGGCCCAGGCCCAAGAGAUCAACCCGAACUUUGAGAUUCCCGCCGUGCCCGAGGCGGAGGAGAAGCGCUCCGUCUCCCUCGCCCCGUCCAGCUCAUCCAGGCUGAACAAGCGCGCGCACGAGAUCUGCGGCAUCUUCCCCUCGGCCAGCAAGUUCCGCAUCCAAGAGGGCAUCUCCUACCUGAACCGCCUCCCGGCCGGCGACCGCCCUCUGCUGCCCCCGGGACCUGGUGCCUGUGGCCGCGUCAGCUGCUCGUAUAAUUCGGCCAUUUGGUGGUGCAACGACAACAGAAGUGUUUGGGGACCCGGUGGCUGGGAGUUCAUUGCGCAGGGCGCACAAAAGGUCAUCGACACGUGCGCCCGGAACGCGGACUGGGUUUCGGGCCAGGCUUUCGAUGAUCGGAACUGGAACACCAUCGUCCGUGGUGACUCGUGCUAG